This is a messenger RNA of Acanthosepion pharaonis, 1356 nucleotides long. The record is from the annotation of a GenBank genome assembly. NCBI's taxonomy places the organism in Eukaryota, Metazoa, Mollusca, Cephalopoda, Sepiida, Sepiidae.
AUGCAAUUACUUGUUUGUCUUUUUUUGUUUCUUUGUCUUGACAAUCAUACUCAUGCAACUCGCCGACCACACAUUUUUCUUUCUUUCUUUCUUUCUUUCUUUCUUUCUUUCUUUCUUUCUUUCUUGCAACAUUCAUGCCCCUCACCUGCCUCAACUUUUCUUUCUUUCUCUCUUGCUCUUUCUUUCUCUCUUGCUCUUUCUUUCUUUCUUAUGCAUGCCCUUCACCUGUCUCAAGUUUUCUUUCUUUCUUUCUUUCUUUCUUUCUUUCUUUCUUUCUUUCUUUCUUUCUUUCUUUCUUAUUCAUGUCCCUCACUUGUCUCAAAUAUUUCUUCUUUCUUUCUUUUGAUCGUUCGUUCGUUCGUUCGUUCGUUCUUUCUUUCUUUCUUUCUUUCUUUCUUUCUUUCUUAUUCAUGUCCCUCACUUGUCUCAAAUAUUUCUUCUUUCUUUCUUUUGAUCGUUCGUUCGUUCGUUCGUUCUUUCUUUCUUUCUUUCUUUCUUUCUUUCUUACUCAUGUCCCACAUCUGUCUCAAAUUUUCUUUCUUUCUUUCUUUCUUUUUUUUCUUUUCUUAUUCAUGUCCCUCACUUGUCUCAAAUAUUCUUUCUUUCUUUCUUUUGAUCGUUCGUUCGUUCGAUCGUUCUUUCUUUCUUUCUUUCUUUCUUUCUUUCUUUCUUUCUUUCUUUCUUUCUUACUCGUGUCCCACAUCUGUCUCAAAUUUUCUUUCUUUCUUUCUUUCUUUCUUAUUCAUGUCCCUCACUUGUCUCAAAUAUUCUUUCUUUCUUUCUUUUGAUCGUUCGUUCGUUCGAUCGUUCUUUCAUUCUUUCUUUCUUUCUUACUCGUGUCCCACAUCUGUCUCAAAUUUUCUUUCUUUCUUUCUUUCUUUCUUUCUUUCUUUCUUAUUCAUGUCCCUCACUUGUCUCAAAUAUUCUUUCUUUCUUUCUUUUGAUCGUUCGUUCGUUCGAUCGUUCUUUCUUUCUUUCUUUCUUUCUUUCUUUCUUUCUUACUCGUGUCCCACAUCUGUCUCAAAUUUUCUUUCUUUCUUUCUUUCUUUCUUAUUCAUGUCCCUCACUUGUCUCAAAUAUUCUUUCUUUCUUUCUUUUGAUCGUUCGUUCGUUCGAUCGUUCUUUCUUUCUUUCUUUCUUUCUUUCUUUCUUACUCGUGUCCCACAUCUGUCUCAAAUUUUCUUUCUUUCUUUCUUUCUUUCUUUCUUUCUUUCUUUCUUAUUCAUGUCCCUCACCUAUCUCAAAUAUUCUUUCUUUCUUUCUUUCUUUCUUUCUUUCGUUCGUUCGUUCGUUCUUUUUUUCUUUCUUAUUCAUGUCCCUCACUUGUCUCAAAUAUUCCUUCUUUCUUUCUUUUGA